This is a messenger RNA of Selaginella moellendorffii, 1208 nucleotides long. Its product is annotated as replication factor C subunit 3. Bases 45 to 1109 code for a protein of 354 amino acids. Gene Ontology annotation, cellular component: DNA replication factor C complex; nucleus. The transcript has 11 exons. NCBI's taxonomy places the organism in Eukaryota, Viridiplantae, Streptophyta, Lycopodiopsida, Selaginellales, Selaginellaceae. Gene Ontology annotation, biological process: DNA-templated DNA replication; DNA repair. The record is from RefSeq and is a predicted model, not a curated record. Gene Ontology annotation, molecular function: DNA clamp loader activity; ATP hydrolysis activity; DNA binding.
CCUAAUUUCUCCCUUCUAGGUUUAGGGUUGAGGGCUUAGCGAGAAUGUUGUGGGUGGACAAGUACCGCCCCCACACUCUGGACGAGGCGAUCGUCCACCAAGAGCAAGCGCAGCGCCUCAAGAGCCUGAUAGCCGAAGGAGAUUGCCCGCAUUUGCUCUUCUAUGGGCCCUCUGGCGCUGGAAAGAAGACACUUAUCAUGGCUUUCUUGCGAGAGCUCUUUGGAGCUGGGGCUCAGCAGGUUCAAGUUGAGAACAAGGCCUGGAAAGUCGAGGCCGGAACGAGGAAAAUCGACGUUGAGCUUACCACAGUGGCGAGCAACUAUCACGUCGAGCUUAAUCCCAGCGAUGCGGGAUUUCAAGAUCGGUAUGUGGUUCAAGAGAUCAUCAAGGAGAUGGCCAUGAGCAGGCCUCUUGAUCUGGGUGUUGACAUAAGUUUCAAAGUUCUCGUCCUUAACGAAGUGGAUCGCCUCUCGAAGGAGGCGCAGCAUUCACUCAGGCGAACGAUGGAGAAGUAUAGCGCCGCCUGCCGAUUGAUCCUUUGCUGCACAAGUGCUUCGAAAGUUAUCGAGGCUGUUCGAUCGCGAUGCCUCAACGUGCGGAUCAAUGCUCCAUCUGAAGAUGAAAUCACUAAAGUGCUCCAGUUCGUCGCUAAAAAGGAAGAGAUACGUCUUCCACCGGCUUUUGCUGGUCGAAUUGCGUUACAUUCGAACAGGAACCUACGGCGAGCCAUACUUUCAUUGGAGGCCUGCAAAGUCCAACAGUAUCCGUUCACAGAGAAUCAACCUGUUCAGACCACUGAUUGGGAGCAAUAUAUUGUAGAGAUCGCAUCGGACAUAGUCAAUGAACAGAGCCCGAAGAGAUUGUUCAUCGUGCGUGGAAAGCUAUACGAGCUGCUUGUGAAUUGUAUCCCUCCUGAAAUAGUUUUAAAGAGGCUACUUGUUGAGCUAAUGAAGAAACUAGAUUCGGAGCUAAAGCACGAGGUGUGUCACUGGGCAGCCUAUCACGAACAUCGUAUGCAACUUGGACAGAAGGCUAUUUUUCAUCUCGAAGCCUUUGUCGCCAAGUUUAUGAGCGUUUACAAGAAAUUCCUGAUAGCAACCUUUGGUUAGUCGCAGUAAGGCAUUGUUCCAUAGGAAAUCGCUUCUUACACAUUGAUUGUGCCACUUAAAGUUCUCUUUUUAAGAAGGAAGGAACCUUUGGCUUGGCCU